AGCACUCGACGGACGCACGCAGUCGCCCCCCGAGCCCGACCUGGUGCCCGCCCGCCCGAGCGCCGCCGCCCGCGACGAGCCGCCGCCAGCCAGCUUGGAGGAGCGCCAGCUGCAAUCUCCGGGCGCCAUGGGCGAUGUUUCAAAAAAAAUGGACGAGCUGGAGAUGAAGGUGGAGAAGUAUUCGCGGGGGAAGGGUGCUGACCUGAAGGCUCUGAGGGACAAGAAGUUGAAAGGCCAGCUCGCUGUAAAAGAGAAGCUCUAUGGCCAGUCCGCGAAAGCUGCUGCAAAGGCUGAAAAGUGGCUUAUGCCUAGUGAGGAGGGUUUCUUAGAGCCUGACGGUUUGGAGAAGACAUAUAGAUUUCCACAAGAAUCGAUUGUGAAGGAGGUGGAUCUUUUGAGUUCAAGAAAACCAUUUGAUAUGAUCUUACCUGUACUUGGUCCUUAUACUAUAGAGUACACAUCAAAUGGCCGCUACAUGCUAGUAGGUGGACGAAAAGGCCAUCUUGCUAUGAUGGAUAUGCUGAAUAUGGACCUGAUCAAGGAAUUUCAGGUGAGGGAAACUGUUCGCGAUGUGGCAUUCUUACAUAAUGAGCAGAUGUAUGCAGUCGCUCAAAAAAAGUACCCUUACAUAUAUAAUCAACAUGGUGUGGAAAUUCAUUGUCUGAAGGAACAUGGCAAAGCGUUGAAAGUCCAGUUUCUGACUAAACACUUUCUCUUGGCUUCAAUAAACAGCUUUGGGCAGCUCCACUACCAAGAUGUGAGCACUGGUGAGAUGAUUGCAAAUUACAGGACAGGUCUGGGGAGAACUGAUGUUAUGCGGGUCAAUCCCUAUAAUGCUGUCAUAGGCCUCGGACAUGCUGGUGGCAAAGUUACCAUGUGGAAGCCAACAAGUGUGAAACCCCUGGUCACCAUGCUGUGCCAUCAUGGCCCUGUGACUGCUGUUGCAUUCGACAGGGGUGGCCAUCUUAUGGCAACAGCAGGUGUUGACAGGAAGAUAAAAAUCUGGGACCUGAGAAAGUAUGAGGUUAUAAAGUCAUAUCCAGCGCGUGCUCAAUCCUUGGAUUUCAGCCAGAAGGGGCUACUGGCCUGCAGCAACGGAUCUCAAGUAGAGAUCUUCAGGGAUUUCGGUGGGCAUGAUUAUAGGCUUUACAUGAAGCACAGAAUGAUGAAGGGCUAUCAGGUUGGGAAAGUUUUGUUCCGGCCCUACGAAGAUAUUCUGGGGAUUGGGCACUCGAUGGGCCUUUCGUCCAUCCUUGUUCCAGGAUCCGGUGAACCGAACUUUGAUACCUUUAUUGACAAUCCCAUGGAGACUACCAAGCAGAAGCGGGAGAAGGAAAUUCAUGCUCUCCUCGACAAGCUCCCGCCGGACAGUAUCAUGCUUAAUCCAAAUGUGAUAGCCACUGUAAGAGCUCCGAAGAAGAAAGAGAAGAAGACCAAGAAGGAGAUUGAGGAAGAGAUGGAAGAGGCUAUUGAGGCCGCGAAGAACACUGGGCACAAGAAGAAGACCAAGGGCAGGAGCAAGCCCAGCAAGCGGGCCAAGAAGAAAGAGGAGGAGGUUUUCAGAGCCAAGAGGCCCUUCUUGGAGCAAUCAAAGGAGGUGGACGGACGACCUGGCAAGAAGCAGCGGAUAGGCGAAGGGGUGGAACUCCCAAAAGCCUUGCAGCGGUUUUCCAAGAAGCCGCAAUCAUGAUCAUGGUAACACAAAGAGCUGGGGUUUCACUGUGGUUUGUAACCUUUAUCAAUUAGCCGGCCAAUAUGUAAAAUUUCUGCGUGAGGAAUUGGUGCACAAGAUUGCGCCAAAAUUUUGUACUAAACCGUGGGCAUUCCUACUGACGAGAAUUUGAACUUUGAUGCUCCCUCGGUCUGAAACGGCCGCCUUCCAUGAUGUA
This is a messenger RNA of Panicum virgatum (switchgrass), 1889 nucleotides long. RefSeq names its product probable U3 small nucleolar RNA-associated protein 7. The transcript has 8 exons. Gene Ontology annotation, cellular component: small-subunit processome; nucleolus; 90S preribosome. NCBI's taxonomy places the organism in Eukaryota, Viridiplantae, Streptophyta, Magnoliopsida, Poales, Poaceae. Gene Ontology annotation, molecular function: protein binding. The record is from RefSeq and is a predicted model, not a curated record. Bases 128 to 1690 code for a protein of 520 amino acids. Gene Ontology annotation, biological process: maturation of SSU-rRNA from tricistronic rRNA transcript (SSU-rRNA, 5.8S rRNA, LSU-rRNA).